AUGCGGAGACGUUGGGGGGCUUGGGAUCGUCGCCCCGGAGGAAGGGGUCUCGGAGGCAACAGACAAGAUCCGGGCGGAGCCAACCACCUCAAUAUGCAAGUUGAACCUCUGGAGUCAGCGAGUCAUUGCCAGCCCUCCCGAUCUCACUGUUUCGUGGACAAAGAUGAACUUUCAAACAGUCGACGUCCACCGAGCUGCUCUAGACGGCACAACCAUACAUACUAG
Molecule: messenger RNA, 225 nt
Organism: Colletotrichum costaricense
Lineage: Eukaryota; Fungi; Ascomycota; Sordariomycetes; Glomerellales; Glomerellaceae
Exons: 1
Coding region: 1-225 (74 amino acids)
Source: RefSeq, a predicted model, not a curated record